Molecule: messenger RNA, 5269 nt
Organism: Mercenaria mercenaria
Lineage: Eukaryota; Metazoa; Mollusca; Bivalvia; Venerida; Veneridae
Product: RING finger protein 215-like
Exons: 10
Coding region: 22-1149 (375 amino acids)
Biological process (GO): ubiquitin-dependent protein catabolic process
Molecular function (GO): ubiquitin protein ligase activity
Source: RefSeq, a predicted model, not a curated record
AUUUACGCAAUAACAACAAAGAUGGCAGAGAUCGUAGUGGCUGCGCUGCUCAGCGCUACGUUUUUCUCAAAGCCAGCUUUUAGGAAACGUAGCUUUGCUUUGUCAGCACUGAUUUUCGUUGCAGUUAUUCCAUCCUUAGCAUCUGCAGAGAAAAGAAUUCUGAUUGAGGUUUCAAAGUCUGAAAAAACAUCGUUCAAACAUUUGACAGCUGGUAGCCAGUCAAGCGGAACAGAAGAUGUCAACUCUUUCGAUGCAAGAAUUUGGGGCAAAAUGCUCGAUAUCGGCCGUGAAAACAAUGUUGACGGUCGAAUGCAUCUGUUACCUGCUAAUUGUGCUGACGAUGAAAGCAGCUUUGCACGUUUACCUGGAGGUUGGGUUGCUGUUCUGAAUUACACUGAGAAACUGUCUGUCAGCACAGGUAGUGGUACAGUCGGGGAGUGUCCAGGUGUAGUAGAUAGGAUGAAAAGAGCUUUGAUGUUUGGAGCGUCUGCAAUUAUUAUAUUGACACUAAAUCCUAAAAUCAUCAGAGAGCUUGAUCUAAGCCAGAUGUUCUCUAAACCUGUAGCCUUAGUGGAUAUUUCAGAGAACAUCACAAACAUGUUACAUCUGCUUUCAAGCAAGAUGAAAAUAAAGGCAAGAUUUUUGUACAACAUUGUAAAAGAUAUACAAGGCAGUCAGAAGUUUUUUACCACAGUUACCUUGUGGGGUACAUGUGGGCGGUACAGUGGGAGGAGUUACCAUGAGUGGGAUGGUGUUGUGUGUUUAGGAGAAGAUCAAAAUACAAACAAGGAUGGAAAGGUAGACCAGGAGAAUUUCUGGAAUUACUUUUACACUGGGAUACUGUUUCUAAUGAUGAUACAUUAUCUACGUACCAGACGAGGACAGAACUGGGAGGACCCAGAUUAUAUAGAUGGUUCGUUGCGCCAGUUAGCAUACCAAGCAUUAGCUGUGAUGAAGAUAAAAAGAUACUCACCGGACGGGACAAAUGAUACAUGUGCAAUAUGUCUAGAAAAGUUCUUCCUUAAACAGAAAUUACGGGUGCUACCGUGUGGACACCAUUUCCACACUAAAUGUGUUGAUCCAUGGUUGGUCAGAAGCCAUACAUGUCCAUUGUGUAAACUGAAUAUAAUUGAAAAGUUGGAAAGUUGACCUGCUGUGGAAAUAGAAGACAGAUUUCCUGUAUAACCUUUUUUUAUUAUAAUGUGAUACUUGUUCAUUUUGUGUUCAGGCCGUAUUUUAUUGGAUACGUAUUUUAUUGGAUAUCCAAGCAAAGAGGUUAUCAUAUGCUAGGUUAUGUAGGAAAAUUGAAAAUUUGAAAAUUUUUAUUGAAUCAUCUAACAGAUUUGGAUACCGUAAAUAUAUUUAUAUAUAUGGAAUAUGUUUGCAAAUUUAAGACAGUUUUACUAGAAACCUCAUUUUGUAAGAUACAUUUUGGACAAUUUUACAAUGACCUUAUUUUGGUAUGGUCCGGACCAGUGUUGGACAGUUUUACCCAAAAGUGCAUACACAGGGACAGUUUUACCCAAAAGUGCAUACACAGUUUUAUUUUCACUUGUGUAAUUAAUGUAUAUUAUGGUAGACCAAUACAUCUUGUCUCCUAAAGUUUGGUGUGUUCAGUAUGGUGCUUUUUUGUGAAAUUUUUGCUUUACCCGAAAUAAGAGUAAUACUUUGAACAUUUAGUAAAAAAAUAGAGUAUCAAUUGUUUACCUUUAAUGGGAUGCAAGAAGGAAAGUGAAUAUGUUUUAAAGGUGGCCAAGAUAUAACAGCUGACACACAUUUAAAAUAUUUGAAAAUUAUUGUUGUUAUAAGAAAAUUUAAGAAAUAGCUUUCAAGUUCCUUUUAAACACCUUUUACAUGCACAAAUCUUAAGAGAUAUGGACUUCAGACUUUAUUGAAGUAAGGUAUACACUUCAAACUGUACUGAGGUAAGGUAUAGACUUUAUACUAUACUGAAUUAAGGUAAGGUGUGGACUUUAUACUGAAGUGCUGGUUUUAAAUUUAUGAAAGAAUGUAUACAGAGUACAAGUAAUAAUAAAGGGGAGAUAUGGUAAACGAAGUUAAAUUUGUUGUAGUGAUCUACAUUACCUUCCAGAUAUUCUAAGUGCUAUUUUGCUAUUUUCCUCAUGUUGUUUCAUUGUAUUCAUUUAUACCCUGAAAUUCUUUAUCAGUUUAUCAUUUUUAGCUCAACUAUGGAGCUAUCCUACCCGCCUCAGCAUCGGCGUGAGCAUCACACAAAUGUUAGUUUGCGUACCACCCCAAAUAUUUUCAAAGUCCAUUGAGAUAUUGCUUUGAUAUUUUGCAUACUUGUUAACCAUCAUGACCCCAGUCUGUUUAAAGAAGGAGGCAAACUCUAUGGAGCAUUUUGACUGAAUUAUGGCCCCCUUUCGACUUAGAAAAUACUUAUUUUAUUAUUAAAGUUUGCGUACCACCAAAAAUAUUUUCAAAGUCCAUUGAGAUAUUGCUUUGAUAUUUUGCAUACUUGUUUACCAUCAUGACCUCAGACUGUAAAAAGGAGGAGGCAACUCUAUCAAGCAUUUUGACUGAAUUAUGGCCCUUUUUCGACUUAGAAUAUGCUUAUUGUAAUGUUAAAGUUUUACUCAUAGCUUAUAUUAUACUAUCAAGCACUGAGAAUAGUCGAGAACGCUGUCCACUGACAGCUCUUGUUUGACUUGUCUGCUAUCAACACCAUAUCAAAACUAUGAAGAGAUGAAAUAUUUAUUUAUGGUAAAAAGAGUAUCCUCACCACAGUGUACUUGUCCAUGUUUUGUGCUGAGGUGCCAAGCUAUCAUGUUCUACUUAUCCAUCAGUCCAUAAAUAAGGAUACAGUGCCUGUGCAGUACAUCGUUUUGUAGACUUUAUUAAUUGAUAGGUAUAUGAGUUAUCUUGUUAACUAGUAUUAUACAGUAUCAAUGUUAAUUUCUUAAGUUUAUGUUUAAUUUUUUUUUAAAUGUACGCAUGGUUUUUUUAUAAAUACACAUUUUAAAGCAGAAUAUUUUACAAUGAGACAGUUUAGUGACUUUGCUUAUGCACCUGUCAAUAUUUUGCCCGCCCAGGGGGGCGGCGGGCUGACCCAGGGGAAUUUGACAUUUCAAAAAUUUUGUUGUCUAAAUCCCCACCCUAGCGACAACCUUUUUUGUCUAAAUCCCACCCUAGAGCCUGGUUGGUACAUCAAAUGUUUGUCAAAUUCCCGCCUGUCCGGAAUGGUCUUCUGUCUAAAGUCCCGUGUAUGCCCGCCGCUCCCCUGGGUGGGCAAAAUAUUGACAGGUGCAUUAGCUGGGUAUAAGAAUAAAAUCAGUAUAUUAUUUAUAUAUAUAUUUUGAUAUACCUUCUUUAAAAAUUGUACUUAUUCACUGUUUGAGAAAUAUAAGCAUGAUUUUUAUACUCUUCCCCUAAGAAGAGGGGGUAUACUUUUUUGCGCAUUGUGGAUCAGUCAGUCUAUCGGUCCAUCCAUCAGUUGGAAGACCAUUUGAUUUCCGAUCAAUAACUACAGAAUGCUUUCUCACACAAUGAUCAAACUUCAUAGGGAAAUUGCCUGUGGUCAGUAGAUGACCCCUAUUAUGUACAGUUCAGUAGGUCAAAGGUCAAGGUCUCAGUGAUCUUGAGGCAGAAAACAAUUUCCACUCCCUAACUAAAGAAGGCUUCGGUCUACAUUUGUCAAAGGUCAAGGUGACUUUGAGACUGAAAACUAUUUCUGCUCAAUUUUUAGCCUACAGUUGUUAGACUUAUUAGACUAUAUAAUUGGCUGUGUCAGAUUACCCAUAUAGUUUUAGGGACCAGUAGGUGACAUUGAGACUGAAAAUGAAUCUUGCCUAAAAAGAAUAUUCCUAUAUUCUUACAUUCACCAAACUUCCUCUGAUGAUUGCUUGUUAGUAAUAAGAUAACUUUCAUAUUUUAUGGGUCAAAGGUCAAGGUCACAAUGAUCUGGAGACUGAAAAUGGUUUUUGCUGAAUAUGAACACUUUGGCCUACAGUCAUUUUAAUUCAUAAAAUGACUUCCUGUGGUUAUUAGUGGUCUACUGUUCAUGAGGGUCAGUAGGUCAAAGGUCAAGGUCACAGUGACCUUGAGACUGACUAUUGAUUCUGCUCAAUAACUAACGAAUUCAUCAAACUGUGAAGAUGAUUGCCUGCGGUUGUUAUAUUACUGAGUAUAAUUUGGGGUCAGUAGGUCAGAGGUCAAGGUCAUAAUGACUUCAAGACUGCAAAUGAUUUUUGAUCAGUAUGUGAGAAAAACUUUAGCAUACAGUUGCCAAGUUUCAUAGGAUGAUUACCUAUAGAUAGUUGAUGACACCUUUUGUUCUGAGGGUUGGAAGGUCAGAGGUCAAGGUCACAGUGACUUUUAGACUGAAAGUGGUUUCCACUGGAUAAUUUUUAGCUUUGCCCUACAUUGAUUAUUCUUCAAAGGAUGAUUUCCUUUUGUCAUUGGAGGACCCCCUUUUCAUGGGGGAUGUAGGUCAAAGGUCAAAAUCACAGUGAUCUUGAGACUGAAACUUGGACAGGUCAUCAUUUGGACAUACAUGUUUUACAAACAGCUCUUAUACUGUAUAGUUUUACAGUUUACACUAGUGCUUUUGUUGUUUAUUAUCUAGAAGUGAUGUUUUUAGUCAUUUAGUUAGAUAUUGAUGUCAGUUUUAUUUAAUUUUUGUUUCUGUUUAGCUUUGUUAUUAAUUAAUAGUUAGGAUUGUUUUUUUUUCUCUGUUAUGUUAAGAAUAGUUUAAUUUAUCAAGAUUUGUUUAUAUUAUGGUUAAAAGUGAAUGUCUUAACUUUUAGCCUGCUGGUGGAGUGUAAUUCUGUCUUUGCAACCAGUGCAGAUCAAGAUCAGCCUUCACAUUUGUGAAGUAAAUAUUAAAACUGCAGUACAAUAUACUUUUUCGAAAAACUUAUUUAAGAAAUAAUAGAUUUGUUCUUCAUUAAAUUCUGAUGCAAAGGAAUUUUAUCAACGCAGCACAGCCUUCUCUGUUUAAUAGGAAAACAGAUCGGUUCGUGUUAGAAUAUAUAAUAUUAUAUCGAGGUCACAACAUUUUUUUUUCAAAACAAAUGUAUUUAUUUAUGAAGUUUAUGUGAUUGUUAAGUUUGUGAAAGAUCAUAAUUAAGAUCUGUAUUAUCAUGAUAUUAUUUAUAUCCAUUGCAUUACCUCUUUCAUCUGGUGUUAAUUGAGUAAAUAAUUUUGUCAUUAAGUUCCAUCAUAUAUACACACUUUGUAAUAAUGUCAAUGACCCAGUUUUCUGGAUGCUGGCAUGUUUUAUUCCUGUAAUAAAACGAAAAAAGUUUAA